UCUCGAGUAGGACUUUUUGUGAGCUGGUCUUGUAGAAGAGCCAGGCUCAUUGAUGGUAAGAGCAGGUCCUCUCUUGUGCGCUGCUCUCGUUUCGUUCCUUGUGGCGAGGGUGCCCAUGCCUGAGUAUGACGCUCUUUGUCUGAUCUGGGCUUGGAGGUUUGUAGCACCAGGGGACUGUUGGGGGAGGUCUGGAGCAAGCUCAUCGUUCUGCUCGGCAUCAGCCUGCAAUGCUUCAGCGAGUAAUUGAUCGAAUCUCAUUUGCAUGUCAGCCGCAGCUCUCCCAUCGACGACUCCAAGGCCUUCAAGUCAGCGCGAGAAAGGCCGCAGUGGUAGGCAUUCCAGCACCCUCCUGCUCCUCUGUCGCAACCGCCUUCCUUUUGCUUUUGUCAACCCUGGGUGUGUGUACCUCCUCCGCAGCAGGUGCAUCGCUGGGAACUUCUUCUUCGACCAUUGCGGGAGCGCUUGGCUCUUUGGUCUUCUUCUUCUUCUCCUUGUUCUCAGCUUGUCGCUGUUUACGAGCUUCUUUCAGCUCUUCUUUGUCUGCGAGUUCGUUCGGUGGUACUGUCAGCUGCUGUGUCGGCCUGGGCUGCAUCAGCAUCAUCCAGGCAAAGCCUCUGCCGGCCGGUCUCUCGACGUCUCUCCGGCUGUUGCUUCAUCAGGUCGAUUCCCAGUUUCCUACUUAUCGACUCUGUCUGCAACGGGUGCUCCGCCAUCAUCAUUCAUCUGACCUCUGCCACGUUUCGAAUCGGGAGAUUUCGGUGCGACAGUAUCAGCCUCGGGUGAGUCUGUGUUCGAUGUGGUUGUACUUUCAUGAAUGCACCUUUCAGGGUCUUCUGUUGAGCAGCCGCUGGUUGUGAGAGAUAAAAGCUCUUCAGCAAGAUACUUCCUCAUGUGGCGGUGGAAGUCCUUCACCUCACGGUAUUGCUUUAGGCCGGGUAGCUUAAGAAUCUGCGACAUCGCUUUCGGAAAAUCUCUCCGUAGUAUUACAUUUUCGCGCAAGGCGGAGAUCACAUCAUCGUGGGCAAGAAUGGGUGGCUGAUACGACUUGCGAGCCUUACGAACUGUGGUCCAGUUGGGUUUCUCUGGCAGGUGAAAAGACUCGGUGAGAUCCAGUUCAAGGGCUCUUAGUAUUUUAACUUUCUUCAGAGGUAAGAAUGGGAGUAAAACAUAUUUGCCAAUAUUUGACGUCUCGAUUUUCGCCAUUGCGAACGC
Messenger RNA from Mollisia scopiformis, 1212 nucleotides. RefSeq lists its product as uncharacterized. Bases 228 to 857 code for a protein of 209 amino acids. The transcript has 2 exons. The record is from RefSeq and is a predicted model, not a curated record. NCBI's taxonomy places the organism in Eukaryota, Fungi, Ascomycota, Leotiomycetes, Helotiales, Mollisiaceae.